Solea solea (common sole) is the source of this 2219-nucleotide messenger RNA. RefSeq names its product forkhead box J1b (gene foxj1b). Gene Ontology annotation, biological process: regulation of DNA-templated transcription. The transcript has 3 exons. Gene Ontology annotation, molecular function: sequence-specific DNA binding; DNA-binding transcription factor activity. Lineage: Eukaryota; Metazoa; Chordata; Actinopteri; Pleuronectiformes; Soleidae. The record is from RefSeq and is a predicted model, not a curated record. The coding region runs from base 483 to 1988 and encodes 501 amino acids.
UUUAAAACCACUUGUUUUACAACCUCCACAUCGCCUCACGUCUUCUACACAUCCCACCCACCCACACACACUCUCUCUCUCACUCACACACACGCACAUACACACAAAGGAGAGCGCUUGGAUGAGUAACAGCCCUGUUUGUCUGUGUUGACAUGGAUCAGUCCUGAGUGGCCUUCAGAGUUUUCCCUCAGACGCACCAGCUGCAGAGCUACUGCCGGAUAUUCCUCGCCCUCCUCCUGCCUCACUUGUUGCGCAGAGACUGAAUACGCUGCUAAGUCCUUGGAGAGGAGAGAGAGAGCGAGAGAGCGAGGGAGCAAGAGAGAGAGAGAGAGAGCGCGCGAGAGAGGCAGGGACGGACUGCAACAGGUGCACUCGCAGCAUCUCCUGCAGAGAAGCUGCACCGGAGGAUAUAAGAAAACUUUAAAUGCUGAUCUGAGCAUCAGUUCGUCGUCUUCAGCUGUCACCGUGCGCACACAGCCAGGAUGCCGGUCCUGACGAGCCCCGACAUCGCUAACAAGUUUAAGGAAAAAUGGUUGGCGGUAUUCCCGGAGGACCAGGUCGCCGGGUUCGACUCUGUCCCCCUGGACGACAGUCUCACCAGCCUCCACUGGCUCCAGAAUUUCUCCAUCCUCAGCGCAGACCCGGAGCGACCUCCAGGCGCUGGACCCGGGUGUCCGUCUUCUCAGCAGCACCUCUUCCUCAAGAGGUUCGGAUUCCCCAGAGGAGGCGCCGACUCCCCGUCCAGCCCUCCGGCCGGGGACACCGCCGCCACCGGGAUGCCCCUGUACCUCGGGAGCCCCGUCACCUCCGGCAGUGACUCCACCACGGCACCGCGUUUCCCCAGCUGCGCACGCUCCGCAUCCGGCUACCCACAGAUCCCCAUCCAGGCCAACCCGCCUGUUGAGGUCGACUACAAAACCAACCCUAAAGUCAAGCCGCCUUACUCGUACGCGUCUCUCAUCUGUAUGGCCAUGCAGGCCAGCAAGCAGCCCAAAGUGACUCUGUCCACCAUCUACAACUGGAUCACGGAGAAUUUCUGCUACUACAGACACGCGGAACCCAGCUGGCAGAACUCGAUUCGUCACAACUUGUCCCUCAACAAGUGUUUCAAGAAGGUCCCCAGACAAAAGGACGAGCCGGGGAAAGGAGGCUUCUGGCAGAUCGAUCCUCAGUACGCCGAUAUGUUUGUCAACGGCAUCUUUAAACGCAGGAGGAUGUCUGCGAACCAGUACAGCAGCAGCAGCAGCAGCAGUGGCAGCAGCAGCAGCAGCAGUGGCAGCAGCACACACAGGCAGACCAAAUUGGUACAGGGUUGCCACAGCACCCAAAAUGGCUGCCCUUACCAAACUGUGAGUGGGAAACGGAAGUACCUGCCGUCUAAAAACAGCAACAAGGUUGUGAGGGUGACUGAGUCGCCGCUAUUAGCAACAGAAGCCCACAAGGCAGACAUCCUGAGGGGGGACUUUGACCUGGCGUCCGUGUUCGACGAUGUUCUCAGUGGGGACUGUAGCACCUUCGAGGACCUGGACAUCAACACGGCGCUGAGCUCCCUGGGCUGCGAGAUGGAGGUUUCCAUGCAGGGGAGGCAGCUCACGGCAGGCUUGGGGAGGUGGUGCGGGGGAGGGGACCUCGCAGGUCAGAGCCAGCACCUGAGCCAUCAUCAGUCCUACGGCUACAUGGACGUGAGCGUGCCGUCGUUGGAGUGCUCGGUCAACCUGGGGGAGCUCCACAUGCCUCAGCAGCAGCAGCAGCAUCCUCAGCAGCUGGAGCAGGAUCAGCUGCUCCAGAGUCACCACCACCACCUGCAGCAGUUCGACGAGCCCUCCACGCUGUUCCCGGAGCGGCCAGAGGAGGCGAUGCUGCAGCCGUGGGAGGAAAUAAAAGAGGAGGCGCAGGCAAUUCCGCUCACACUGGACCAGGGCUUCGGCCUGUGCGAGGGCUUCUUCUCGGAAAUGCAGACGUGGGAGCGAGUGGAGACCUACCUGUGAUGUUUGAACCCCCGAAACCUCAGUGACUCCUGAUUCGCCUUUUUCACAGAUGCAAGUUUGACAUUAGACCAGUGCAAAACCACACGUGUUACCGAUUAUAAAAUGUAUAAAAAACAGAACAUAGUCGACUGGUUUGCUGUUUGAAGACAACCAGGAUGUAAGAAUAUACUGAAUAGUCAGCAGGGGGCGACUGGACGAGUUCAGGGGUUUAGUUUAACAUCAGUAAACAUU